Penicillium paradoxum is the source of this 183-nucleotide messenger RNA. RefSeq lists its product as uncharacterized. The record is from RefSeq and is a predicted model, not a curated record. Lineage: Eukaryota; Fungi; Ascomycota; Eurotiomycetes; Eurotiales; Aspergillaceae. The transcript is spliced from 2 exons. Bases 1 to 183 code for a protein of 60 amino acids.
AUGAAGUUCAUCGCUGCCCUCUUCCUCGCUGUCACUGCCGUCAUGGCCGCUUCCAACGAUGCCCUCCAGUGUGCUCAGGUUGCUGAACGCUGCAACCCCAAUGGCUCCCCUCCGGUCGAGUGCUGUCUCGCUGAUUGCUAUAUCCCCGAAGGAGAGACCCAGGGAUGGUGCCGCAAGAACUAG